Sparassis crispa is the source of this 381-nucleotide messenger RNA. RefSeq lists its product as hypothetical. NCBI's taxonomy places the organism in Eukaryota, Fungi, Basidiomycota, Agaricomycetes, Polyporales, Sparassidaceae. The transcript has 2 exons. The record is from RefSeq and is a predicted model, not a curated record. Bases 1 to 381 code for a protein of 126 amino acids.
AUGGGCCCCACAGCUCCAGCAGUCGUUGCUCCUGGGCCCACCAUCCCUGUCGGCCCCGCCGCUCCUGCGGUCAUUGCUCCAGUGGGUGUCAUUGGUCCGGUGGUUCCUGGUGUUCCUCCGGCUGCUCCUGGAUUUGAUAUACCCCCUGGCUUUACAGCCACACUGGGAGUUGAUCUCCCAUAUCCGGCUCAGCUGAAUGACAUUGCACCAUUCUAUUGCAUCACCCGUGGAUGCAUCGUCGGAGUUUACACGGACUGGAGCCUCGUUGCUGCAUACGUGCAUGGUGUUUUGGGUGCAUUCUGCAAGAAGCACCCUACGUACACUGCAGCCAUCAGCGCCUUCAAUACCGCCCUCGCCCGUGGCACUGUGCAGGUGGUUUGA